Messenger RNA from Oncorhynchus tshawytscha (Chinook salmon), 3470 nucleotides. RefSeq names its product v-src avian sarcoma (Schmidt-Ruppin A-2) viral oncogene homolog (gene src). The record is from RefSeq and is a predicted model, not a curated record. NCBI's taxonomy places the organism in Eukaryota, Metazoa, Chordata, Actinopteri, Salmoniformes, Salmonidae. Gene Ontology annotation, biological process: cell differentiation; cell adhesion; epidermal growth factor receptor signaling pathway. The coding region runs from base 447 to 2081 and encodes 544 amino acids. Gene Ontology annotation, molecular function: non-membrane spanning protein tyrosine kinase activity; ATP binding; growth factor receptor binding. Gene Ontology annotation, cellular component: extrinsic component of cytoplasmic side of plasma membrane. The transcript is spliced from 12 exons.
CACCCUCUAUGUUUUGGUCCUGAAUUCUCUCUGCUUGUGUGUGUGAUUUACUACGCGCAGCACUGAACGCAGUAGCCUAGAUAUUUUUCCAUCGCAAAAUCUAGCCAUUUCUUAGCCAAUUGUCAACCUGCUUGAAAGCCUACUCCCUUUCAUAAUUAUUGGGAUUAAAAUUAUUGCAGCAAUCAGACUAGUUCUGACUGCCUACGUACAGUGAUUCUCGGGCAUUCCCCGUCAUGACCUAGCCCGCCCCUCUGGUUGAAUGGAUGGGAAACCUCAUUAGUUCGACCAUAGAUUGUCUGCUGUGAACGUCGUCUGUAAUCUGUUAUCAUUUUUGGGUUUACUUCGAUGACGGAUCUGUGUUUUCUGUCGUUACAUUCGAUGAACUAUUGUCCGUCUGGUAAAUAAACGAGCAACGCAAUACACUGGUACGCGUUAGGGCUUAGGCCAUGGGGGGAACCAAGAGCAAGCCCAAAGACGCAGGCCUUCGGACACGGAGUCUUGAUGGUAACAUCAGUUUAGGAGGAGGGGGUGGCAGCUACAACAUCAGCCCCGCCCAGCACACCCUCACGCCCAAUCUGAGUCCAGCAGUGGGCGGAACACGCCGGUCCACUCAGCCGUUGAUCAAUACCCCGGAGCUGGCACUGUUUGGGGGAGUGGAGUCCGCCAAUAGUGUCACGUCUCCUAACAGAGGGACACUUGCAGGAGGUGUGACGACGUUCAUGGCGCUGUAUGACUACGAGUCUCGCACUGCCUCCGAUCUGUCUUUCAGGAAGGGGGAACGGCUACAAAUAGUGAACAACAUGAGAAAGUUGAACAGCAGAGAAGGGGACUGGUGGCUGGCUCGCUCUCUGACCACUGGAGAAAGUGGUUACAUCCCCAGCAAUUAUGUGGCUCCUUCCGACUCCAUCCAGGCAGAAGAGUGGUAUUUUGGGAAGAUCACACGUCGCGACUCGGAGAGGCUCCUCUUGAGUUUGGACAACAGGAGAGGGACGUUCCUGGUGAGAGAGAGUGAGACCACCAAAGGUGCCUACUGUCUGUCAGUCCUGGACUAUGACAACACUAAAGGACUGAAUGUGAAACACUACAAGAUUAGAAAGCUGGACAGUGGAGGCUUCUACAUCACCUCACGCACUCAGUUUAACAACAUACAUCAGCUGGUCACACACUACCACAAGCAUGCAGACGGACUGUGCCACUGUCUGACGGAGGUAUGUCCCGUACUAAAGCCUCAGACCCAGGGGCUGGCCCGCGAUGCCUGGGAGAUCCCCAGGGACUCUCUAUGCCUCGACCUCAAACUGGGACAGGGAUGCUUCGGAGAGGUCUGGAUGGGCACGUGGAACGGGACAACGCGGGUAGCGGUCAAGACCCUGAAGACAGGUACCAUGUCCCCCGAGGCAUUCCUUAUGGAGGCCCAGGUCAUGAAGAAGCUGAGACAUGAAAAACUGGUCCAGCUGUACGCCGUGGUGUCUGAAGAACCUAUCUAUAUUGUCACGGAGUACAUGGGACAAGGAAGCUUGUUGGACUUCCUGAAGGGAGACAUGGGCAAGAUGCUCCGCCUUCCUCAGCUGGUUGACAUGGCCUCACAGAUUGCCUCAGGAAUGGCGUAUGUAGAGAGGAUGAACUACGUCCACAGAGACCUCAGGGCUGCCAACAUUCUAGUGGGAGACAACUUGGUUUGUAAAGUGGCUGACUUUGGACUGGCCCGUCUCAUAGAGGACAAUGAGUACACUGCCAGGCAGGGAGCAAAGUUCCCCAUCAAGUGGACGGCUCCUGAAGCCGCGCUGUAUGGCCGCUUCACCAUCAAAUCAGACGUCUGGUCAUUCGGGGUCUUACUGACAGAACUGGCCACCAAGGGGAGAGUACCAUAUCCAGGCAUGGUGAAUCGGGAGGUGCUGGACCAGGUGGAACGUGGUUACAGGAUGCCUUGUCCUGCUGAGUGCCCUGACUCCCUCCAUGACCUCAUGCUCACCUGCUGGAGGAAGGACGCUGAGGAGAGGCCCACAUUCGAGUACCUGCAGGGCUUCCUGGAAGACUACUUUACCUCCACUGAGCCACAGUACCAGCCCGGGGAGAACCUUUAGUCGAGAACCUGAGGUACUAUAGGGCUCAUGUUGGAAGGGGAGAGGGGAACGGUGCUUUGGAUACAGCCAGACCGACCUCUGUUGCACCUGGAACUGAACUCCCAAUGACCACACACCUACUCCUGACCUAUAUUAUAAUUAUUCAAUGUGACAACAUCGUUAUUUUGUUACUUGAUUGAUGUUGAUAUCCUUCUGAUUUUGAAAAGGACAGCACUAAUCUACUGGUUUAUUUUGAGUUCAUCUACAUUCAUACCUGUCAGUUACUGUGUGCUCCUGUUGACAUUGUGCGGUAGCUCCACCCCCCCCCUUCAUUUAUCAUUGGACAUGAGUAGCAACCAACUGUAUGGACCAAUUCAGUGCAUCUCUUUAGAGGUACACCCUUGGAGAUCUAAAGAAAUAACAGAUUUCUCAUAUCCCUAUUGGUUCCUCUCUACAAUGAGAUUCCAUGUUUUAAGGAUGGGUUCUUGUUCUGGUAUGUCUUCCAAUCUAUUCCCACAGACUGCUUGAGAAGCAACUCUGAGGGGUACUGUUGUCAGGAUAUCGCUUUAUGUUUUUGAUCAAAUUUGUUCUAAAACCUGGAAUAUUUGGUAUUAUAAUCAGGCCACAGUUAUUUCAGAUGAACAUUUCCCCUCUACAUUGUGGCCAUUCUUGGCAGCUUGAGGUGCUGUUUGUAGUUGACCGAGGUGGGCGGAACUUUCACUACGCAGACACUUCCAUGAAACAAAUUAGAAUUGCUAUGCAUGGAAUACCCCUCCCCAGGCACUCUUAAAGAAGAUGAGAGGAGAAUAUUGUUUGUUAUUUUUCAUUUUAUAUUCACAGCGUUUCUAGAAGAAGACUUAAAAAAGACUACUGACGAUCACUCAGUCUCCUCUCAGGAAGGGGACCAUGAAUCCUGCUGCAAUGUUUUUGUGCCAAUGCUGUAAAUUACUAUUUUCUACUCUCUUCAUUGUUUUAAAGUUUUUUUUUUUUCUUACUACAAAGUUCAAUAAGCGUUGCCCUGUAAUUAUACACACUAUUUGUAAAUCAUUCCCAAACGUGUGUUUUGAAUAAUACCAUCCAUCUGAAUAAUACCAUCCAUCUGAAUAAUACCAUCCAUCUGAAUAAUACCAUCCAUCUGAAUAAUACCAUCCAUCUGAAUAAUACCAUCCAUCUGAAUAAUACCAUCCAUCUGAAUAAUACCAUCCAUCUGAAUAAUACCAUCCAUCUGAAUAAUACCAUCCAUCUGAAUAAUACCAUCCAUCUGAAUAAUACCAUCCAUCUGAAUAAUACCAUCCAUCUGAAUAAUACCAUCCAUCUGAAUAAUACCAUCCAUAUUCCAUCAAAUAUCUAAGGCAUGUAUUUUAAGGCUUUGGUUGUUCAAACAUUCAGAUUAAAACUCCAUCAAUGUUC